AUGGACAUGCAAAGCGAUUUCGAUAGGUUGCUGAUCUUCGAGCACGCUCGCAAAACCGCAGAAGCUACAUACGCCAAGAAUCCUCUCGAUGCCGAUAAUUUAACGAAAUGGGGAGGGGCUCUGCUAGAGUUGUCUCAGUUUCAAAAUAUUGCAGAUUCGAAGAAGAUGAUUUUAGAUGCGGUUUCAAAGCUGGAGGAGGCAUUGGUGGUUAGCCCCAACAGACAUGAUACUUUAUGGUGCCUGGGAAACGCUCAUACUUCUCAUGCUUUUUUGACUCCUGACUUGGAGGAGGCUAAAGAGUAUUUCAGCAAGGCAACUCAGUACUUUCAGCAAGCUGUUGAUGAGGAACCCUCAAAUGAACUUUAUCAGAAGUCUUUAGAAGUGGCUGGCAAGGCUCCAGAAUUACACAUGGAGAUCCACAAGCAUGGUGGUUUAGCUCAACAAGCUAUGGGAGCUAGUGCUGGUCCUUCUUCUACUUCUUCGGGUGCAAAGAGUUCAAAAAAGAAAAAAAGCAGUGAUCUCAAGUAUGACAUUUUUGGAUGGGUGAUCCUUGCUGUUGGCAUUGUUGCAUGGGUGGGAUUUGCAAAAUCCCACAUGCCUCCACCACCUUCUCCUCCACCCAGAUAAGUGAAGAACAUCCAUUUUGGAGAUUCAAUUUCUAUUAGUCUCGAGUCGAUUUUAGGGGAAUUGAGAAUCUCAUGCCAUGUAUCGUUCCUUUUAGUUAUUUGUUUUGACCUUAGUAAUGAUUUUCCAUUGUAAACCCAUAAAUAAGUUUUAGAGAGCUAUCUUCUAUAUGAAAUUUUUGAAUUUGUUCUGGCUAUAUAUCUUGUUGAGAAUUUUA
This is a messenger RNA of Pistacia vera, 841 nucleotides long. Its product is annotated as mitochondrial import receptor subunit TOM20-like. Gene Ontology annotation, cellular component: mitochondrial outer membrane translocase complex. Lineage: Eukaryota; Viridiplantae; Streptophyta; Magnoliopsida; Sapindales; Anacardiaceae. Gene Ontology annotation, molecular function: protein binding. The transcript is spliced from 6 exons. Bases 1 to 627 code for a protein of 208 amino acids. The record is from RefSeq and is a predicted model, not a curated record. Gene Ontology annotation, biological process: protein insertion into mitochondrial outer membrane.